This is a messenger RNA of Notothenia coriiceps (black rockcod), 1687 nucleotides long. Its product is annotated as protein BTG4. Gene Ontology annotation, cellular component: cytoplasm; nucleus. The coding region runs from base 175 to 1056 and encodes 293 amino acids. Lineage: Eukaryota; Metazoa; Chordata; Actinopteri; Perciformes; Nototheniidae. The record is from RefSeq and is a predicted model, not a curated record. The transcript is spliced from 5 exons.
UUACGUCCCUCUGCAGGCAGCAUCGAGAAAAGAGCCGAGAACAAGGAAGCAACAUGUGCUGACCAUAAUAACUCCAACACAUCAGCAGCUCAGGCAGCCACGAGACAAGAGACAAGAGGAGGGCACACACACCGCCGGCUGGAUACUCAGACCUUUUCUUUAUUACAUCUCACCAUGAAAAAAGAGGUAGAGGCUGGCGUAAACUUCCUCAAACGCCUGGCUGUGGCACAUGGCAAGCUCAGUAAAGACAAAGCAGAUCUGUUUUCUGAGAAGCUACAGAAGCUUUUAUGUGAUAAAUAUGAUGAUCACUGGUAUCCUGACUCCCCCAGCAAAGGCCAGGCAUACAGAUGCAUCCGGAUGAAUAACGGAGUACCUUGUGAUGACGCAAUCCUGAAAGCCUGUGAAGAGAGUGAGUUCACGCCCAGGGAACUAGGCCUGCCGUCUGAGUUAACGGUGUGGAUCGACCCACUGGAGGUGUGUGCAAGAUCUGCAGAGAUAGGCAGGCCAUUCACAGUUGCCUGUUUUGAAGAGGAAGCUAUGGAGGGAAAGCAGACAGACUCGUCUGGGGACUCCAUCAAUCUGGACACAUCAGAUUACCACUCUGCUACCUCUUCAGAUUGUGGUUCCACUGCGUCUAGCGACACAGAGGAGGAGGCAAAAGAUGGCGAGCUGGAGGCGGAAGUGGACGUGAAGGCAAAGGCGGACGCAGAGAAAGAAAAAGAAAAGAAGGAGGUUGUCAAGAAGGAUGCAGCAGAAAGCAACGCCUACACGGUAGCAAUGAUGCCCAGGAUUCGGAAUCGACACGGAGAAGGACCACAUAUGGUCAAAUACGUCAGAAAUAUGCUCCCUGCCAGCCUCCAGUACUUCUACCACCCUGCGCAGGUUUGGCCUCAGUACAAGAAGGGCGCUCCAGUGUUUAUCAACGCGAUGUGCACGCCUCCGCCACCUCCGCCUCCGCCCCAGCAGGUAUUUGGCUACUACUUUUUGCCCCAGCCAACUCCGCAGUUCAUUCUGCCUCAGGCCACACUGCAGCCGUGGGGAGCUGUGAUGGGUUAGACUAUCCAGGAAGUGUGGGGUGAAAGUGGGUAGAGCAUUAAAAGCUCCUUCAUCUGAGCCAUGUCAGUUCUUUGAGUCCAGCUAAACUGAAAAAAUGACUGUAUAGUUCAAGGUUAUUCCUUGUACAUCCUGUAAUGAUUCCCUUUUCCUUUUGGUUUCUUGUAAUUUAUGGCUUUUACUUGGCACAAAGAUGCCAUUGAACUUGAGCAAAAACUGUUAAAAGAAUGCGUCAGAUCUGCACUGCUUAUUUUUUUAAUGUACACAUUUAUAUUGACUUCAAUCACUGGGUGCUUGGACUAACUCAGGAACUCUCAGCAAUAUCCUAUUCACCAAAUAUUUGUCUCUUCAAGGUGUUAUUUUUGUUAUGUUACUCUCUUUCUUAGUGUUUUUACUCAGUGUGUACGUCGGAGUUAAUCAAUGGAAAAUGUGAUUCAGGGGUUUUAUCUAUCUAUGUAGCUAGAGUGGCAAUAUCUGUAUAUGAGAAGAAUAUUUUUACUAAACCGCACACUUUUUAAUCUGUCUUUUUGUUGUAAUUUAUUUGGCCACCAGUAGAUGGCACUCAACUCACAGUGUAUAUUUUUUGUAUUAACAGUAGCUGUUGUAUUUUGCAAGAUCUAACUUCACGAAGACA